This is a messenger RNA of Oryctolagus cuniculus (rabbit), 624 nucleotides long. The record is from RefSeq and is a predicted model, not a curated record. NCBI's taxonomy places the organism in Eukaryota, Metazoa, Chordata, Mammalia, Lagomorpha, Leporidae.
AUGGCGGCGCCCGCCUUCCUCCAGAACAGAACGGCGGGAAGGCGUGCGGAGCCGAGUUCGGGCCCGAGUCCGGUUCCCUGCGGGCCGGCAGCGGCGGGGUCAGGGUCAGUCACUGGGGGUUCGGCCGCGUCAGCGCGCGGCGGGCACGCAGCUGUAGUGCAUUUGCCUGCCUCACCGCCCGGCGUCACCGACGGCCUGGGGAGCGAGGGCGAGGGCUCGCGGAACGCAAGGGCGAGGGUUUACAGGCCAGACCCGAGCGCGCAGCCUGCCGGCGCCCGGCGAGCGCGCGCCCGGCCCCCGCGCGCGACCCGGUCCCCCUCGGCGCGCCGGCGCGCGCGCGCCCUCCCCCGCCCCCCGCAGCCCGGCCCGCGCUCCCACAGCCCGAGCGCCGCUCAGCUGACCCCGGGCGCCAGACGCCGCGGCUCCCGGCUCGCGAGCGCAGCUGCCGCGGCGCGGGCCGCGCUCGGCCGAGCUCCGGGCGCCCCUCCCCCUCCGCGCCGGGAUCCCGACGAGCGCGCGCGGGCCGCGGCCGCUCCCCGGCGCCGAGCCAGGGGCCAGGCGGCGGCGGCGGCGGCGGCGGCGAGGGGCGGCCGCGCGGCCAUGGGCGCGCCGGCGCGGCCCUAG